CGGUAUUGUACCGUUGUAAUCAUUGGUCAACUGCGCUGGUAGAAGAAGUAGACAGGGGCAGCACCCGGAAGCAGAUGCGUCGCUCAAUGCCGGAUAAUUUAACUUGUUAUGGGGGAUUUAACUUUUACAUUCUAUGUACAGGCUGGAAUAAGUAUUUGAAAAAGGACGAUACAUUUAGUUUUAACAGGUGCCAGAGGCCUUAUAGACAUGGUGGGCUAUGACCCCAGGGCACAGGGGGCGCCCCUCGCCGCAGAGGAAGCAGCCCUGGCUGGCUCAGCCGCUGGGAUGGUCACCCGGGCCAUCAUCAACCCCCUCGAUGUCAUCAAGAUACGAUUCCAGCUGCAGAUCGAGAGUCUGUCGACUGCCGGGCCAACAGGAAAGUACAGCGGAAUAUUUCAGGCCUCACGUUGCAUUCACACAGAGGAAGGCCUCUGGGCCUUCUGGAAGGGCCACGUCCCUGCACAGCUUCUUUCGAUUUGCUACGGAGCAGUCCAGUUUGCCAGCUUUGAGUGUCUGACAAGGGUGGUCCAUGACAUGACGCCCUUUGACAGCCAGACGUCAGGAGUGCACUUCAUGUGCGGAGGCUUGGCCGCCUGCUCGGCUACCGUGGUGUGUCAGCCUCUGGACACGCUGCGCACGCGCUUUGCAGCUCAGGGCGAACCCAAGGUGUACAAGAAGCUGACCCACGCCGUGUGGACAAUGUGGCGCACAGAGGGAGUGCUGACGUUCUACCGCGGCCUCUCUCCCACGCUCAUCGCUGUCUUUCCUUACGCCGGCCUGCAGUUCUUCUUCUACAACGUCUUUAAAAGGCUUUUGACUCCGCCCCCCUUUGCUGGGAAAUCCGGAGAAAACCUCAGGAGUCUGAUCUGUGGGAGUGGAGCGGGAGUCAUUAGCAAAACAAUCACGUAUCCUUUUGACCUCUGUAAGAAAAGACUCCAGGUUGGAGGUUUUGAGGAGGCCAGAGUACACUUUGGACAGGUGCGGCGCUACCGGGGCUUGGCGGACUGCGUGGUCCGCAUUGCCAAAGAAGAGGGCGUUCGAGGCUUCUCUAAAGGCCUCUCUCCCAGCCUGGUGAAGUCGGCGCUGUCAACGGGUUUGACUUUUUUUUGGUACGAGUUUCUCCUCAACGCACUACGUGACCUCAAGGAGAGCCGAGGAGUGAAGGACAAAAGAUAACAACGGGACACAAAGGACGUAGUAUUGAGUUUACAUACAAGUCAUGUGCUUUUGUGUCUUUUUACGUAUAUAUGUAAACAUUAUUAUAUUAUACUAAAAGUUAUCAUGUCUUUUUUUUUUAAGAAUAUCAUCUGGUUGUUUUAAUAUUGAACGGAAAACCUUCAUCGCGUUUAUGUAAUCAAAUUGUACAUGUGUGGAUUCAAGUACAAUGUAAAGUGUACUAUUUAUAAGGGGAGUGUGUUGACAUUGAAUGUUGUUAUUAAAGUUUAUGGCAGUUA
This is a messenger RNA of Entelurus aequoreus (snake pipefish), 1454 nucleotides long. RefSeq names its product solute carrier family 25 member 19 (gene slc25a19). Gene Ontology annotation, biological process: thiamine pyrophosphate transmembrane transport. The transcript is spliced from 7 exons. Gene Ontology annotation, cellular component: mitochondrial inner membrane. Gene Ontology annotation, molecular function: thiamine transmembrane transporter activity. The record is from RefSeq and is a predicted model, not a curated record. Lineage: Eukaryota; Metazoa; Chordata; Actinopteri; Syngnathiformes; Syngnathidae. The coding region runs from base 208 to 1176 and encodes 322 amino acids.